Molecule: messenger RNA, 774 nt
Organism: Parnassius apollo (apollo)
Lineage: Eukaryota; Metazoa; Arthropoda; Insecta; Lepidoptera; Papilionidae
Source: the annotation of a GenBank genome assembly
AUGGAAGUUAUAGAAGAAACACCUGAAUUAAAUGCAUCUAUAGAUCAAGUAAAAAACAAUGUCAUCGAAGAAACUGUAGAGUGCAUAGCAGCGGAUGUGUGUCACAAAUCGAACGGUGUCGUCGAUAUUUGUAAAGCUGGACCGGCUAAAGAAGACAAUGUUAUAACGGAAAUGGUAAUUACACAAGAAAGCGUCGAAUUGAUCGAAGAAAAUAAUGAAGUAACCGUUGAAACAAAUGAGACAGAAACAUCACAGAAAAUAGCGACUGUCCAAGGUCCUGACACAGUAGCUAUAAAUGAAAACAUUUCUAGCCAAUCUGAUCAUUAUACAGAAAAAGGGACAGAUCAAACAAAUGAACCGCAUACAGAAAUCAUAGUCAAAAACUUGGAUAAGAAAAUCUACUAUGAAAUUGAAAUUCAGUCAACUGAAUCUGUUAUAGAAGUUUCUAAUACAGCAUCAUCAUUAGUUGAAGUUAAUAAAGAAGAAACAUUGGCAUUACAAUUAAGUAACGAAAUAUUAGCAGUUCAAGUAAAUCAUACAGAUUCAUCCAAUAAAGAUAAAGUCAGGUAUAAGACUGAAAUACUAGUUGAAAAAAAUGAUCAUGAUAUUAAUGAAAAUGACUUAAAUGAGACAAACUCAGAUGAACAUGCUACUAAUAAUAUUUUGAGUGAAUUGGGGCAAAGUAUAGAACUAAGUGAAGCCUUAAGAUCAUCUGAUGUCGAUGAUCAUGUGGAAAGUAACAAUUGUACUGGGCGGCAAGAAGUCUUUAACUAA